Molecule: messenger RNA, 739 nt
Organism: Lasiosphaeria miniovina
Lineage: Eukaryota; Fungi; Ascomycota; Sordariomycetes; Sordariales; Lasiosphaeriaceae
Exons: 2
Coding region: 125-592 (155 amino acids)
Source: RefSeq, a predicted model, not a curated record
GGUUGCGUGGCUGCGCAUGCCGCCCGUCGAGGACGACUACUGCUUCCCCUCGCCGCAGGCUGCUGCGGCGGCGGCCGCGGCCGUGGGCGACAGCUCCGAAUCCUAGCAGAAGCCGGUCUUGGGCAUGGCGUCUGAGCUGGCCACGAUGGAGCUUGUGCGCCAGCACACCAGCAUCCCAAUCCCACAGGUCUACGGCUUCGAGCUUGGCCUGGGCCCCGAGAACCCCGUCGGGUGCCCCUUCUUCCUGCUCGGGUACAUCCACGGCAGCACAGCCGAGCACGUGUCGCGCGCGCAUGUUGACGUGGCCGGUAUAUUUGACCAGACGUAUUACCUACUCCGUCUGCCGAGCCUCGGGCACCGGCGUGUCGGGGCACAGACCCAGCGCCUGCUCGGCCGGAAACCGCCCGCCAGAGACAGACCCCUUUUCGACCAGGUCGCGGAUGUGCUGGACAAAGGUCACGGAUGUCGCGGAUGUACUGGACAUGGGCCGUGUCGGGAACCUAGACUUGUACAGAUUGCGGCUGACGUGGAGUCAUAUUGCGUCUUGGUUGCUGCACAGUUGCUCAGGGUCGUCCACGACAUCAGACCCUGAGCCGAACUCGGCGCUGAGAGACUCCGCCAUAGCAGGUGCGAAACCCCCACGGCCGACAAUCCAACUCAGCCCACAGCCGUCUGCUAGGCCUGCUGCAGCGAGCAAGACAUGAACUCCCUGGUGGCGUCGACGCCCAUGUAGCUGCAC